UAUAUAUAAUACUGCACAACUGAUUAAACAAAAGGGAAUUAAAUACUUUCCCUUUCUGUAAUCAGACGAAAUACAUCAGUCAAGGUUUAUUCAAAAUUUUCCUUGAAAUAGUACAAUUAUCUCGACAGAGAAACAAUUCAUAGAUAGGUUUAGUUUUAAGUAGGAACAGACAGUUGUGAAAGAAGAUAAUUUUAUCUAAAUACAGUGUACUUUGAUUCCGCAUUGAAAAAGUCAGCAAAGAAGAGAACAAAAGUAAAAAAUUAUUCACAACAUUUUCUUUAAAAUUUGUCAAUUACCAAGAGUAUCAGAUCGAAAUGAACAAUGAGACACUCCUCAGUCAGUCGGUGCCAAACUUUCAGUUUCUUUCUGUUUGUCACUACAUAACGAGUUUUGGUAUAUUUUUCAACAAUCAGGAUUUAAUUUCCCUAGAAUAUCAAAAUCAUUCUGUCUCUGUUCUAAACACUCUUUUUGAUUAUCUUCACAAUUCGACGAAUAAAGCUUUAACAAAACUUGAACUCCUUCAGAGAGUGUUAGCCGGAAGUGAUCUGUACGGCGGGGGAGAAAAUGAAACACUUGACAUGAAAUACGUGGAUGACACAUUUAAGUACAUCAUUAGUAAUGCUCUCUUUUCCCAAUAUGGAAACAUUCAAGGUUAUUUAGCAAGAGUAAUAAAUCUAGCGGACAACGUAAACUAUUCGGGACUAAAGAAGAACGUAUUAGAAGAUUUUUCAAAAAAUAACAAAAGUCUAGAUUACUGCUCAUCUAGAAGUGAAAGCAUUGAACUCACUCCGACAACACUUAACAAUGUUUUUAAUAAUUAUAUUUGGUCCAUCUUUCCCGAACCAGCGGAAAAUAUGGAUAUAUUGGAUGUUAAUUACAUAUACGCAAUGAUUGGUUUAAAAAUCGCCGAAUCUAUCCAAGUUGAUGGUAAUCUAUCUUUCGAUAAAUAUAUUUUUCUAUCCCAAGCUAUUGAAUUUCAAACAAUGUAUAACGAAUCUUAUAAUUUGACAUUGGAAUUAUUUAAGGCACCGGCUUUAUUUUACUAUGCCCAUAUCGAGAAGGCGAUGUUUCGCCAAGCUGAUGUAUCAACUUUGAUAAAGACUGAAAAAUUUUGGUACGAGGCGUACAAGAAAUUUUUUAGUUACAUUAAUCUUCUAUUAAGUAAUAGUUUAAGAAUAGAAAUGAAAAGAAGUCUUUAUUCGAAAUUACAAAUUCAACUGCAACAUUUAUUAAGUCGAACCUUUAUUGCUGCUGAAACACUGAGAAUCUAUUGUAACUACUCGAGUAUAGCAGCAGUUUCAGAAAUUUAUAUAGCUUUAUACAAAUUUUCCCGUUGGAUAUUAAAAUUAUUUUUACCAAAAGAAUGCAGCGUUGAUAGUCUUCCGGAUUUAGAGGAACUGUACGAUCAACAGUUUGAUGAGGUACGAAAAACAUUUAAUGAGAUUGAACAAAAUUCGCUGGAGCAGGUAUUGCUGGAUGGUGAUAUGAUAAAGAGGAUGAAUUUAAAUUCGACUGUUACAAAUGCUCAUGUACCACACUAUAAAAUGCAUUGUAUGUACUGCCCACCGAUGCCUAGAAAAAAGAAUAGUGAUAUUUAUUUACUAUUUGCAAUAAUUGAAAACAAGAAAACUGAUUUUUAUGCUCUUCAACAGGAAAAUAAUACUUUGACAUUACUUAAAAGUGAUGGAAAUGAACGCGAAUUUGCAAAAGCAGUCGCUAAUGAUUCGUCUCUAAAAAUGGAGAUUCCAGUAUUUUCGCAAAUUUAUAAACGAAAUGGUGAAGAUUAUAAGAUAUUUGUUCACAAGAUUGCUAAUAUUAAGACCGAACAGUUUGUACAGGGACUUAAGAAACAUUACCGAGAUCCUACAGACAUGGAGUUAGUAAUAGAUUUUUUGAAAUCAUUAGUACCAUUUUAUACCUGUAUUGAAAAUAUAAAAUCCGGAAAUCGAGGAGGAGCAUCACUAAGUUGUACAUUCGAUGUUCUUAGUCUUCUUCCAUUCGCUGGUGUUGGAGCAAAAUAUUUCUCCAUUAUGUGGAGUAGUAUGAUUGCUAAAAUAGGACCCCAAGCUUUAUCGAGUAUAUCUAAAUCAGCAUUCACCAAAUUGAUCAUGUCUACCGGUUUAAACCAAAUUUAUACAACCCUAACAGAAGAAAUUAUAACCAAGCAACUUCUAAAAGACAUCACAGUCGCCUCGCUAAGAACAUUGGAUCCAGGAUUUGAACUGUCAUACAAUUUUUUUAGAUUCUCCAGUCAAAUAGUGGGAAACAUGAUCCGGACAUUAUCGUCAAGAUUGAAAGGCAUGGCAAGGAUGAAGAAUCUUCUACAAUCUAUUGAACCAGUAACUAACAUUCUUGCUAGGAAUGCAAAAAUGCUAAAAGACUCUUCGGUCGUGAUUCAUCAGGAGAAUAAUUAUAAGGUCGUUAGAUAUCUUUAUCCCGGGGGUGUGAAUUAUUACGGACCUAAGUGCAUAGCAUCGUUUGGAAAAGUUGCUGAAAUGAGAACCAUCAAAGGGAAUGCAUUUCAAGUUCCCGUUGUUCCUGUAAAAUCCAUCGGUAAUUCAAUACAUUAUCAAGAAUACGUUCCAGAGACGGGUACGAUUUCUAAGGAAAAACUAGAAAUUGGUAGGGACAAUAUACUCCGUAGAAUUGGAAAUUACAUUGAAAUGAUUGCAGCGAAAGGAGGAGAUAUCAGCGUCAUACGUAAUUAUCACGUCUAUCAUAAUACAAUCGAGUGGAAGAAGACACCUGAAGGAACCCAAAACCAAAUUACCAAUAAUCCAACUGGUGAUACUAACGCCCCUGUGGAAGUUGACCCAAAUACUCCAGGAACUUCAAGAAUUCGAGUACGCACUGAUGACAUAUCAAGCCCAUCAAAAAAAGGUCGAAUUGAACACUCGACCAGUAGGAGUUUCAUCUACCAAGAAGAUAUGAAACAAACAGUAAAUUUGUUGACAAAAUUUAAAGAGAAUGGUUUAACCAACUUAUUAGAAAAUAACGAAUUGUUAUCCCUGCGAAAAAUUGUCCACUCCAUCGAUUUUUAUCAAACCGUCAAUACUGUAUUUAAGCCACCACAAGAUUUAUGGUUCACCAAAAAAUUAACAAGACCAUCUAUUGUUGCUAAUCUAAAAGAUCAAAAAGGAAAAGACUUUUACUUUAAUGACAUUACCAUAAUUACGGACACAAAUCCAGGUGAAAUUAUACUCAAGAAAAAUCCAAAAUUUACAUUAGUAACCGAAGUUCGUUAUCAUAUACAGUUUGAUUCUCAAUACGGACUUCUUGAUCUGUCUGCAUUUCAUAGUAGUUUCAAAAAUAAAUAUAUUGUAUCACCGGAAGUAGAAUUUUUCGUCAAGGACGCAAAGUUUUAUAAUGGAAAAGAGAUUUUGGUUUUGGUAAUGCAACAGAAAGCGAUGACAAAGGAAAGAUGGUUACAAAUAAAAGAAUGGCAUGAUAUUCUAUUUGAGAAGAAGGUAUCAAUACCUAAUGAGAGAAAAGAAAUGAUUGAGAAUGCUGCAAUGUUUGUAGCAGAAAAUACACCUCUACACAGAUUUUCUGAAAUGGAGGAAGCUUUCAAAAAUUUUAUUCUAAAUAUCAAUGGCGAAAAUAAUUUAGUUCCUACUUACGAUAAAUUGGCGAAAGAAAUCUACGCGAGUAACACAUUUCCAAUUGAGUAUAUGAGAUUUAAAAUAGAUAAUAGCAAUUUCGUUAAUGAUAUUCUAUUUCAAAAAUCACUAGUGCAGAUAAAUGAUAUUGAUAUUGCACGGAAUACAAUUUCUACCGUAUAUAAAGGUAUUUAUAAACAGAAAGUUGAACCGGUGUUUGAAAUUUAUCACAAUUCACCUAAUAUUAGAGAACUUAUGCGAUUUGAGGAUUUUUAUGUGAUCUAUUCGUUUACUUCCAGUACUUUAUUAUUAGAUGCACUAGCACCGAAUAGGUUAGCUAUUGCAUUACGUAGACUUGCUUUAAGACAGUGUAGUGAGCCAUUACUCUCUACUCCAAUUACAGUUUAUGCCAUUUCAACAGUUACUUCAAAUGGAUUUCAAGAAUUAAUAAGAUUAAAAACUGGUGGUUUCAUCCGUUUUCCAAAAAUGGUUAGAUUUUUAUCGAAACAAGAAAAUUUAGUGAAUACUAUUCAACAUAAUGAACCUUCAGAUAUAACAGUAAUGUAUCAAUUGACAAUGUCAAAUAAGGCUGGAAUAGCUGAUUUAAGUUCUAUUAUAAGUGAAAAAAAUGGACGUAUGUAUAUAUUGGAAGAAAUGCAGUUUAUAAUUAUUGAAAGGAGUAAAGAGAUAAUUGAUGGAAAAGAUGUUUUUGUAGUAAAACUUGAAGACGAUAAAUCAUCAACAGAGAAACGAAUGGUCCAUACAGUAAACAAAAUUAAUCAAAUAUUUCUACAUGGUUCUAAACUUCAAGUACAUAAUUUUAACAGUCGCCGAUAGUAACAUUUAUUUAAUUUUGUCAUAUUCUAAACUUCAAGUUAAUAAUAUUAACAGUCAUCGAUAAUAACAUUUAUUUCAUUUUGUCAUAUUCUAAAUAACUUAGAAAAUUCUUUUAGAUAAAGUUCGCUACCAGGACAAAUAAUAGUUUGUGUGUUUUACAAAUUUUUAAAAGCAGUCUCCACAAAUACGAUGUAUCAAUAUCAGGUAAAAAGAUAUUUAAAUGUGUUACAAUGCAUGAAAGUAAAUAAUAUAAAGUUUGGAAACUGCGUUACUGAACAACUGGUUACACAAAGUGGAAUAAAAUGGUAUCUUAUAAUUAGAGUACUGACGCUUCUAGAUAAUAUUAUAUGACACUUAAAUUCAUAUAAAAUAAUUACCAUUCUAAAAAAAAAUUAGUAGACCAGGAGUUACCUUCUUAAAAUAUAAAUUCCAGUCAACAAGAAGCAGCAGCCUUCAGUUGUUUCAUUGAUGUCCUUAAUUUUAUUUCAGUAGCUGUAGUAGUAUCUACAUUCAAUAAAUUAACGAUAACCACCGAUUUGGGUCUAAUACAGAAACUGGUGUGGAAAUUCUAACCAAACAACUUCUGAUAGAUAUCAGUAUCGCCUCUAUACGAACAUUGGAUCCUGGUUUUAAACUAUCAUUUCAAUUUCAAGAUUUCCGAAUGAAGUAUUUAGAAAAAUUUAUCGCAUGUUGUCCUCAUAGUUUGGAAGUAUUCCGAAUGUUAAAAAUCUCCUUCCUCCUAUUGAAUCUGCCGAACUGAGAACUAUCGAAGGGAACAGAUUUCAAGUUCCUGUUGUGUCCUUAAAAUUAGGUAAUUUAGUCUACUAUAGGGAAUUCAAUCUGACAAGUAGAGAAAUUUAUAAGGAGAAACUCAAAAUUAAAGCAGAAGGAAGAGAUAUCAAUGUCUUACAUAAUUAUAAAGUGUAUCAUAAUACAAUCACGUUGUAUAACCAACCUAUCAAAGGGGAUUCAAUUAAAAGGUUCAUUCCCCUUAUGGAUCAAAGAAAUUUAGUGAUAGAUUCGGAAACAUAAAAGUCUAUUAAAGGAAGAAUGGUAAAAAAUUAAAGAUUGGGUUAAAAUGUUACUUUGGAGACGGGAAUUUUUACAGUCUGCAAGAGCUGCUAGUAUCGAAAAGUGAUCACUCUUUGCAUCAUCCAAUACACCUUUGAAAAAAUUCAAAGUUUUUACUUAUGAUACGUGGGCAAGUGGUACUAAAAUUUUAUGUCGACAUGUGAUAAUUAGAUUCUCUUUUCUUUAGGGUGUAAAAAAAUAAUUUUUUACCACCUGAUGGAUACGUGUGUAUAAUAAUUUAAAACUUUCAAAAUAAUGAAUAAACCUUGAUGUAGAAUCAAAAAC
Leptopilina heterotoma is the source of this 5792-nucleotide messenger RNA. RefSeq lists its product as uncharacterized. The coding region runs from base 315 to 4436 and encodes 1373 amino acids. NCBI's taxonomy places the organism in Eukaryota, Metazoa, Arthropoda, Insecta, Hymenoptera, Figitidae. The record is from RefSeq and is a predicted model, not a curated record. The transcript has 2 exons.